Molecule: messenger RNA, 1043 nt
Organism: Rosa rugosa (rugosa rose)
Lineage: Eukaryota; Viridiplantae; Streptophyta; Magnoliopsida; Rosales; Rosaceae
Product: protein POLYCHOME-like
Exons: 3
Coding region: 109-822 (237 amino acids)
Biological process (GO): regulation of nuclear division; negative regulation of ubiquitin protein ligase activity
Cellular component (GO): nucleus
Source: RefSeq, a predicted model, not a curated record
UUGAAAAAUUUGCCUUCGGACCUCAAAAUCUCAGAGCUUAAAGAGACCCUCACAGAGAGAGAGAGAGAGAGAGCCUCAGAAACCCUAGCUCUUUAAAGUUGAAUCAAGAUGCCGGUGGAGUCUAGAUUCAGGCUUGAAAGGCCGUUUGACAUCGCGGAGGCCUUUUCUCAAAGGCGAUCUGGCUCGCUUGCGGUUCUAAUCGAUCAGCGCGUGGAGUCGUUGGAAUCGCCGGCGAGGCGGAGGGCGUUAGCGACACCGGUGCAUCAGAGACGGCUAGGGUUAUGGGCUACAGGAGGUGAUGGGCUCGCAAGGAGCAGAAUGAGGACACCGAGAGCCGCGAUUGGGCGAGAGAAUGAGCUGCUGGCCGGAAGUUCUAGCCGGAGAAGGGGACGGGGAUCGAACAGUGUGUUGCCUUCUUGGUAUCCAAGAACCCCUCUCCGUGAUAUAACUGCGAUUACCAGGGCCAUUGAGAGGGGAAGAGCUCGCUUGGGUGAGGUGAAUGGUGAAACUGCAGAGGGUCAAUUUCCAUCUCUACAAGUUCAGGAUGCUCCUCCUGAGCAUCAAGUUCUCGCUGCUACUCCUUCAACCAAUAAGAAGAGACCUUGCCCACCUCCUUCUGUUCUUAAAGUGCACAAAAUUCUGCUAGAGGUGGCUAAUCAGCCUGAUGAGGGAGAGUUCGUUACACCACAGAAGAAGCUGCUGAACUCGAUUGACAAAGUAGAGAAGGUGGUGUUGGAAGAACUUCAGAGGCUGAAGAGGACGCCGAGUGCUAAGAAGGCAGAGAGGGAAAGAAAGGUUAGAACUUUGAUGUCAAUGCGUUGAGGAGAAAAGUAGUUUGGACAAAGAAGACCGUCUACAGUGAAAGUUAUCACCUUCUGGUGAUACAUUUCCUACCCUAUGUACUGAUGACCAUAAUCACCUUCUGGUGAUAAUGUGCAGUGAAGCUAUCACCCUCUGGUGAUAUUGGCAGUGACAUUAUCACCUUCUGGUGAUACCAUCUUGGUUCAGGCCAACUUAUCUUUCGCUGAUACUGCUGAAGUUCA